Drosophila obscura is the source of this 4164-nucleotide messenger RNA. RefSeq lists its product as uncharacterized. The coding region runs from base 1166 to 3964 and encodes 932 amino acids. NCBI's taxonomy places the organism in Eukaryota, Metazoa, Arthropoda, Insecta, Diptera, Drosophilidae. Gene Ontology annotation, molecular function: catalytic activity. The transcript has 2 exons. The record is from RefSeq and is a predicted model, not a curated record.
CUUGGCAAAGGAAGGCACGGAAAAAGCGGGAAACGAAAUUUUUCACUUAAUACUGAGUGGGAAACGUGAGUACGAACGUAAACAACGAAAACAACAGCGCUAGAGGUGACAUUACACAGCUGUUAGCGAUCGAUCUGCCACGCAUAUUGCAAAAGCUCGCGCUAGAGGGCGCCCACCAAUAGUGCACCAACAUUCUGUGUAGCCUCGCCUCUGUUAAAGCACAUAAUCAAAACAAUGCAGCCUGUCUCAAAACGUCUGCGUGAAAAUACUGGAACAAAUCUGAAGGGACCGCGUACAUCAGAAACGCCUGCCCCGGAAUUGGUUCAGCUUUUGAACCAACGAUUUGAGGAGCAAGUCAGUCUCAUUUCAACAAAGAUGAAUGAGGCAGAAGAGCGGCUGUUAAGUUUGCUAACAGGCAAGCUUAAUAGUAUGGCUGGUGAGAUCCAGAAUCUCACACAGAGAGUCCAGUUUCUAGAAAGUAGGCUGGGUGAGACUCAAAACCUUACAAAAAAGGUAGAGGAUCUGGAAGCCCAGCUUUUGUUAAAACUAGAUGCACAGGCUAAGGCCAAUGUCGCAUGCGACCUAAGGAUCCAUGGAGUUCCGUACGUCGAAGGUGAAAAGCUGAAACAUAUCUUCAACAACUUGUGCCUCAGCCUAAAUCACACGCCUGCGCCUGCUAUUAGGGAUAUCCAUCGUAUGAGGCCAAACAAAAAUCUUUCCCACUCCAUCGUUGAUCAUCAUUGUCAAGCUGGAACGGGUGCGCGACAAAGCGGCAUUACUGCGCAACAUCGCCCCAGUAUAUGUCAACGAGCAGCUUACCAGGGAAAACUACCAGAUUUUUAGAGAAGCUCUGAAAAUGAAGAAGCAUCGGAAGCUGCAAUCCGUGUUUACGCGCAGGGGUAUGGUUCACGUCAAAGUGACCCAAGAAAGUGAGAUCUGGGAAGUUCUUAAAAUUGAGGAUCUGAGGGAGAUGCAAGCUGCUACUGAGAGCCCUGCAGCUGGAGACGAGAAUAGCUCGUUUCGUCAAUAAUAUAACCAUAGGCAAAUUUUUCAUGUUAGCUAUAAGUAUUACCCAUCUAACCACCUUCCUGUAUUUUAUUUUUAAGUGGGCCCUUAACUGUACUUACUGUAAUGAAAUUUUUCGUUGUGUUAAAACACACUUGAUAUGGACGGUUCAUUAGAACUAACAAAUGUGAAUACAUCUCAGGUCCUCAGAAUUCUGGUGAAGCAAAAAUCGGGUCUGCAAAUCUGCCAUAUCAAUGCACAAAGCCUGACAAAAAAAAUUGACGAAUUCAGACAUAUGUUUAUCGACUCUGGUGUGGAUGUUAUAUGUGUGUCCGAGACUUGGUUUGUCCCCGACUUAAGUGACUCGUUAAUUGAAUGUAGAGGAUACAAUGUAUUUCGUUCUGAUCGUGUAGGGCAUGCCGGGGGCGUUGCAAUUUACAUAAAUAACAAGAUAUCCGCAAAAAUCCUCUGUAAGCAAGGACCAGAUAGUGCCAUAGAAUACUUAUUUCUAACGAUCACCAUCAAUAGAAGAAAGAUGCUUCUUGGUUGCAUAUAUCGACCAAAUCGAAACAUUGACUACUCAGACCUGACAUCACUUAUUACUGACAUUUCCUUGACUUAUACAGACGUAAUCCUAGCAGGUGACUUUAAUUGUGAUAUUCUUAGAGAAUCCUCAUUAGCAGAUAGCAUGUUGAGCCUUGACUUAAAUAUAGUGAACCACCAGCUCCCCACACACUUUACAAAAACAAGAAACACACUACUAGACCUAUUCUUUGUCGACAGUACUGACAAAAUUCUACUAUAUGACCAACUCACAGCACCAGGGUAUUCAAAACAUGACCUUAUUUUCUUGACCUACGAUUUUAAUCCUGACUACGAUAAUUAUGACACCUUUUACAGAGACUUCAAGAACAUUGACCUUGAAAAACUACACACUGACAUUAGCAUCCUUGACUGGACGUCAAUACAUUAUAUGUUGUCUGUAAAUUCUCAGCUUGCCCAACUUCAAUCAAACAUUGACUAUCUUUACUGUGAACAUGUACCUAUUAAGAGAAAGACAGUCAAACGAACAGAUAACUCAUGGUUCAACCCGGAGAUAAAGCUGGGUAUCAUCAAACGAAAUGAGGCUUUUAAAAAAUUUAAAAGAUAUAAGACUGAAAGCCACUUUAAUAUGUACAAAUCAUUAAGAUCAAACGUAACUAAACUAAUAUACUCUGCUAAGACCGCCUUCUACUCGUCAAAGUUUAACAACGCUCUGUGUAGCAAGCAGAAAUGGCAAGUGAUUAAAAGUAUAGGAAUUGGCAAAAAAACAAGAAACUCACUAGUUGACAUGGACGUAAAUGAAGUUAACAAAAAAUUUUUGCAAUUAGUUGUACCGGACCCAACACCAACCCUGAACUUGACAUCAGCGCCCUAUAAUUAUACUGUUCCUAGCUUUAGUUUCUGUUGUGUUAGUCCUUGUGAUGUUCUAGAAUCCAUUCAUAAGAUUAAAUCAAAUGCUACUGGCCUAGACGAUAUGAACCCGAAAUUUUUGAGAAUAAUACUCCCUAGAAUCAUCAUGCACGUUACUCACAUUUUCAACACAGCCAUUACCACAUCAACGUUCCCGGAACAGUGGAAGGAGGCUAAAAUAAUCCCUAUCCCAAAAGCAAACUCUGCAGAAUAUAGGCCAAUAUCCAUACUCCCGACCCUGUCAAAAGCGUUCGAGACCUUGGUAGCUAAACAAAUAAAUUCAUUCCUUACAGAGCACACAUUACUAAACAACAAUCAAUCUGGAUUCAGAACAAAUAGAAGUUGCACAACUGCAAUGAUAAAAAUUGUAGAGGAUAUCCGUGAAAGAAUAGACGACGGAAAUGUAACGUUCCUAACUCUUCUUGACUACACUAAAGCUUUUGACUCAGUUGACCAUCGCAUCCUCAUCGCAAAGCUUCGCGAAUCCUACAACUUCUCUGACUCUGCAGUACGGUUGCUAUCAUCCUAUCUGCUAAAUAGGAGCCAGGCUGUUGUUGCUGAAGGGAAAAUGUCGUCCUUUGCCUAUGUUAAGUGUGGUGUCCCACAGGGAUCAGUACUUGGCCCGAUAUUGUUCUCCAUUUAUAUAAAUGAUUUGCCAAUAGUAUUGUCCGACUGUAAAGUGCACAUGUACGCCGAUGACGUCCAAUUAUAUGUUAGUCGACCGUUAAAUCGAAUAGAUGAGUGUAUAAAUGUUACCAAUAGAGAGCUUGAGAAAAUUAGUGCGUGGGCAACCAAAAAUCGUCUAUGCCUCAAUCCAACAAAGUCAAAAUGCUUGAUUAUAUACAAAAACAAGAAAAAAAUAAAUGAAACUAUAUUGAGACGUGUAGAAAUAUCAAACACUCCCAUUAGCUACAUAGAGAAGACAACUAAUUUAGGCUUUAUAAUAAAUAGUACUCUGUCGUGGGAUGAUCAUGUGAGCAAAGCAGUUGGAAAAACAUAUGGGAUCUUAAGGGCACUUAAUAUUACCAAGCAAUUUAUACCAGUUAGCAUCCGGAUGCAGAUAGCAAAAGCAUACCUAGUACCUGUACUCACUUAUGGGAUUGAGGCAUUUGGAAACUGUGGCUACGAAAACAGGCAAAAGUUGAGCGUUUGCUUUAAUAAUAUAGCUAGAUACAUAUUUAGAUUAAGGCGCAGCGACAGAAUCUCUGCAUUCUCAUAUAAAAUUUUCGACAUGACUCUUUUCAAAUGGAUUGACUAUAAGAUGCUUACGUUCCUACAUAAAAUAAUCCUCACCAGACAACCCCAAUAUCUGUAUGAAAAAUUAAGAUUUACCAAUUCCGCAAGAACGAACAAUAUUAUCACCAUACGAUAUAGAACACUAAACUCUGAGAGACAUUUCUUUGUGAAUGUUAUUCGCAUAUGGAAUCAUCUUCCACAUCACAUGAAAACAAUACGAAACCUUUCACAAUUCAAAACACAGUUAGGUGCCCACCUUACACUAGACUAAGAUUUAAAAAUCAAAUUCAAUUUAAAAUAAAAUAACACGAACAUAAGCAUAAGAAAACAAAUCAAUAUAUGUAACCACUUAUUAGUAUGUCAUAUUAAAAGAUUAAUUUAGAUCUAAGUUUAAUCCCAAACUAAUGUGACACCUAGUGACUAGUGCUCUAAUUAUAAGCCCCUUGCUUGUAGCACUAGGAAAUACAAUAA